Messenger RNA from Oppia nitens, 1309 nucleotides. It is a transcript of the gene Bcs1, whose product is annotated as mitochondrial chaperone BCS1-like. Gene Ontology annotation, molecular function: ATP hydrolysis activity; ATP binding. The record is from RefSeq and is a predicted model, not a curated record. The transcript has a single exon. Gene Ontology annotation, cellular component: mitochondrial inner membrane. Bases 2 to 1240 code for a protein of 412 amino acids. Gene Ontology annotation, biological process: protein insertion into mitochondrial inner membrane from matrix; mitochondrial respiratory chain complex III assembly. Lineage: Eukaryota; Metazoa; Arthropoda; Arachnida; Sarcoptiformes; Oppiidae.
GAUGGGUUUGACAGAGUUGUUGGCCUCACUGCAGACAAACCCCUAUUUCGGGGCCGGCUUUGGCUUAGUUGGCGUAACGGCCGGUCUGGCCAUUCUUCGAAAGGGUUUUAUGCUCAGUGGCCACGGUUUUCAGCGGUACGCUCUGACCACAUGUGAAGUGAACAGCAAAGACAAGAGUUUUCAAUGGCUGUUGGCCUGGAUUUCCCGACAGUCGCGAAACGCUCAACACGUGGCCGUCAAUACAGACUUUAUUGAGGACGAAGUUGGACGGGUCAGCUCACAGUUCGGGUUUGUUCCGGCGCCGGGAAUUCAUUUCUUUCGCUAUAAUCACCGUAUAUUCAAAUGUGAACGAAGACGGGAACAAAUGGACGCAUUGGCCGGAGUUCCCUAUGAAGUGGUGACACUAACAACACUAGGAAGAGACAAAAGUGUAUUUUAUGAGAUCUUUGGUGAGGCCAGAGAUAUUGCACUUAAAGAUUGCGCCGAUAAAACAGCCACUUAUAUAGCUUACGGACACGAGUGGCGACCAUUUGGUCGGUCGAGACCAAAGAGACCCAUAGAUUCGGUCAUUUUGGCCGAUGGGGUCGCAGAAAUAGUCACAAAUGAUUUAUAUAAUUUUAUUACAUCAUCCAAAUGGUAUCACGAAAGAGGAAUACCAUAUCGUAGAGGAUAUCUAUUUCACGGCCCGCCGGGCACUGGAAAGUCGUCUUUCAUUUUUUCAUUGGCCGGACUCUUGCAUUACUCUAUAUGUGUACUCAAUGUUUCCGAUCAAUCCCUUACUGACGACCGUCUCAUUCAACUGUUAAACACUGCACCAAAAGAUGCCAUUGUAUUACUUGAAGACAUAGACGCCGCCGCUGUCUCUCAUAGUUCCCAAACUAAUAGCAAACGAUAUGAAGGGCUGACUCGAGUUACAUAUUCAGGACUUUUAAAUGCAUUGGACGGCGUUGUGGGCAGUGAUGGACGUAUUGUUAUGAUGACCACUAAUCAUAUACAUCUGUUAGACAGUGCAAUGACACGUCCGGGAAGGGUUGACCUCAAAGUGCUUAUCGAUAACGCGACCGACAAUCAAAUCAGACGCGCUUUCUGUAGAUUUUAUCCAAACAAUAGUGAUUUAACUGAAAAAUUUUUAGCACACGUUAGGAGUGAUUCAAAUCCGGUAUCAAUGGCUAGAAUUCAGGCGCACUUCUUGUUGUUCAGAGAUAGAGCUGAAGAGACUUUAGCACAUCCAGUGUUAUAAUAGGAUGUCUUUAUAUUUUAUGAUAAAAAUCAUGUAAUUUAGUGUCAAAUUAAUAUAUACACGUUUUCU